GCGCUCGCCGCGCUGCCUUCCCUGGCUGCCCUCCGCGACACGGCCGCGGCCCCCGGCGUUGCUGCGCCGCCGAGACGGCCCGCGCUUGAGAGGGUCGCAGGGUGGACCUGACCGCAGAAGCAAAGCGCGACGUCCCGAAGUUCGCCCUUCUGAGACCAGGAAGAGGAAGGAGCGGCCCCAAGCACCCCAGGCCUCACCUUGACUGUGCUCCCCAUCCUUCAGCCUCCGAGUCCGUGCCGUUCUUCGCUGACCCCUCGCCGCUUCUCGCUCACGCCGCCUUUUGCCAGUGUAGAUCAUCCUGGUCCCUAGAUGUGCACACCGUUCAGAGCAUCCCUGGCGAGGAGGCAGCCCAGGCAUACAAGCCUGGGAAAGGGGCCGAGUCUGCAGUCAAAGUUGGGUUCAAACGGAUAGAGCAGAUCAUCCGACUGCACUUCUGUCCUUACAGUAGGGAAGAAACGCGGGCAAGAAUAACUUACCACCUCCUGCUCCAAAUUAAACAUUCACCAGAACCAUCCAUAUACGGUCGUUGACCCAACUCACCCAAGGCCGGUUUCUGUCACUACGCAGACCCAUCAGCCUUCCUUUGGUCGGGUCCUGUUGCCAGGAGGAGCAGAAGGGAAUAUGGGCAUAAGAGAAAUGGACUUAUUCGUGGAUUACAGGAAUUGAUGUUUUUAGGAUGGCGUGGAGAGCGCAGCCUUCCCCAAAUCAGUCUGAUGCAUGUCAAAGUCAGGCUUCACCUGAGGGAGAUUUGAUUGCCUGUUUUCUGUUAACUCCCAGCACUCCUGAAACUGUUCGUUGCAGACACAUUGAACAAUGGAAGAGACAAAUCUAUUAGAGGCUGGGGCCUCUGCGGCCUCCACUGCUGCAGCUCUGGAGAACUUACAGGUAGAGGCGAGCUGCUCUGUAUGCCUGGAGUAUCUGAAGGAGCCUGUCAUCAUUGAGUGUGGACACAACUUCUGCAAAGCUUGCAUCACGCGCUGGUGGGAGGACCUGGAGAGGGACUUCCCUUGUCCUGUCUGCCGGAAGACAUCCCGCUACCGCAGCCUCCGGCCCAAUCGGCAGCUAGGCAGCAUGGUGGAGAUUGCCAAGCAGCUCCAGGCCGUCAAGAGGAAGAUCCGGGAUGAGAGCCUCUGCCCCCAGCACCACGAGGCGCUCAGCCUCUUCUGCUAUGAGGACCAGGAAGCUGUGUGUUUGAUAUGUGCCAUCUCCCACACCCACCGGGCCCACACUGUCGUGCCACUGGACGAUGCAACACAGGAAUACAAGGAGAAACUGCAGAAGUGCCUGGAGCCGCUGGAGCAGAAGCUGCAGGAAGUCACCCGCUGCAAGUCCUCCGAGGAGAAGAAGCCUGCGGAACUCAAGAGACUCGUGGAGAGUCGCCGGCAGCAGAUCUUAAAGGAGUUUGAAGAGCUUCACAGACGGCUGGACGAGGAGCAGCAGAUUUUGCUUUCGCGGCUGGAGGAGGAGGAGCAGGACAUCCUACAGCGACUGCGCGAGAACGCCGCCCUCCUCGGGGACAAGCGCCGGGACCUGGCCCACCUGGCCGCCGAGGUGGAGGGCAAGUGCUUGCAAUCGGGCUUCGAGAUGCUUAAGGAUGUCAAAAGUACCCUGGAAAAAUGUGAGAAGGUGAAGACCAUGGAGGUGACGUCAGUGUCCAUAGAGCUGGAAAAGAACUUCAGCAGUUUCCCCCGACAGUACUUUGCCCUAAGGAAAAUUCUUAAACAGCUAAUUGCGGAUGUGACCCUGGACCCUGAGACCGCCCAUCCUAACCUAGUCCUGUCGGAGGAUCGAAAAAGCGUCAAGUUUGUGGAGACUAGACUCCGAGAUCUCCCCGACACUCCACGCCGGUUCACCUUCUACCCUUGUGUCCUAGCUACUGAAGGCUUCACCUCAGGCCGACAUUACUGGGAGGUCGAAGUGGGCGACAAGACCCACUGGGCAGUGGGUGUGUGCCGGGACUCUGUGAGCCGGAAGGGCGAACUGACUCCACUUCCCGAGACUGGCUACUGGCGGGUACGGCUGUGGAAUGGGGACAAGUACGCAGCCACCACAACACCCUUCACACCACUGCACAUCAAGGUGAAGCCCAAGCGGGUGGGCAUAUUUCUAGACUACGAGGCUGGCACGCUGUCUUUUUAUAACGUCACAGACCGCUCACAUAUCUACACAUUCACUGAUACUUUUACUGAAAAACUUUGGCCUCUUUUCUACCCAGGCAUCAGGGCUGGUCGGAAGAAUGCUGCACCACUGACCAUCCGGCCUCCAACAGACUGGGAGUGACAGGGUGGUGUGUGGGGUCCAGUAGGCAAAGCAGGGUCCGGGGCUGUGGGCUGCGUCCUGUUGGAACAGCUCAGUGUCGCCUGGCUCCAGUCCUGAGUCGUCCUGGAGAAACACUCUGGUCUCUAGGGUGGUUUCCGUGGAGAAGCACGUAGGACUGGGCUGCAUGACAGAGCACGCCAGUGUCUCCCUCCUUGCUGUCGGGGGGAGUGGUCCCCAGGGGAUAACCUCCCCAACGUCCGUCAGGUUUUCUAGUUGCACAGGGACAGGUUGAGAAGGAAGCAGAGGCUUGUCCAGAAAGUCUGUGGGAGGGUCUCAUUUCGCCGAAGCCAGAGGAGAAAACGAGCUUCUAGGGGCUUCCUUGACCCAGAAUGAUUUGUUUUUUGAGGAAAGCUACAGGGGUCUUUGUACCUCAAGAUGGAUGUUAUUGAACGACAGCUACCAUCCUUGGUCCAGAAGUUGAGUUUGUCUGGGGGCAGAGUCUGCAAUAUGGAGGUUAGAAGAAAGAUCAGGAAUAGAGCUAAAGGAGCAGAUUCCUAGAAAAAAUGAAGGGAGAGAGGUUUCUUUAGUCUUCUGUUCCCAGGCUAAGGCUGCUGUAACGAGUAGGAUUGGCCAGAGGUAAUGUGGGGAGGAGGAGAGGGUAGGAGAAAGAAGCACCCUUCAGCAGAGCUGGCUCAGCACUGCUGCCUCACAGCUGAGUCCAAGGGGCUGUUCGCCACGCUCCUCUUAAGAGACGAGGUCCUGCAGGACACCACCAUUCUCCCAUGGGAGCGUGGAGAAGAGCAGGUAUUAGAGGAAAAAGAAAGGUUAUCUGCCUGAAGCUCUGGCCCUAAGAAUUGUUACGCAGUUGCUGCUCCCAAAUUGUCAGCUUUGUCACUUGGCUCAGGUGUCCAGUGCAAAGGGAAAGAAAGGUAAUAGAAUCUCUCUCACCCUGAGAACAGGGUAGAAGAGGGUGAUGUGUGUCGGGAAGAGCCAGACAACUGCCUUUCGCCUGUGCGUCUGACCCAGAACCAAUGUUCAUGAUAGCCUUUCACAUGUGUGUCACCAUACUUCACCCUUUGCCAUCAGAGAAUGUAUGUCAUUUUAAUGUUAGGCCAAAACAAACCUGCAAGGUACGUACGUCAUCAAGGUAAAACGAUGCAUGCAAACCAAACUAAACCUGGAUUGUCUGCUGCUUCACGGAAGACAGACAAGAAACUGCAGUGAACUGCGGGCAUUUCGGUUCCUCCUACCACCUCAACAGGACUGUGUCCUCUCCUCUUCUAACCUUUGUGCCUUGACUGUGGUUCUUUGUGGCAGGAGGCUUUGGCUGGUAAAAUAUGGAGCAAAGGAUCCACUGAAGUGA
Octodon degus (degu) is the source of this 3622-nucleotide messenger RNA. RefSeq names its product E3 ubiquitin-protein ligase TRIM39. The transcript is spliced from 7 exons. NCBI's taxonomy places the organism in Eukaryota, Metazoa, Chordata, Mammalia, Rodentia, Octodontidae. Gene Ontology annotation, biological process: protein stabilization; negative regulation of proteasomal ubiquitin-dependent protein catabolic process; positive regulation of apoptotic signaling pathway. Gene Ontology annotation, molecular function: zinc ion binding; protein binding. The record is from RefSeq and is a predicted model, not a curated record. Bases 814 to 2280 code for a protein of 488 amino acids.